GAAAUACCUUUUUUUCUUAAGAAACGUUACUAAUACAACUUAACUGCAACUUAUCGCACCGGUUCACUCCACCAGUAUCUUGUUAUUGUUUAGUUUUAAAUGCAAGAUAAACAAAAUUAAGCAACAAAUUAAAAAUUAAACAAAGAAGGAGAAUUUGCACAACCAAGAGAAUGAAUCAGGCUUGUGGAAUUGUGUCCGUGGCAAAAAUGACCACAGAACGGCAUGCUGCGGAAUACAAUAUGAAACACAAGGAUCGAGGAUUGGCCUUGAUCUUCAACCAUGAACAUUUUGAUUCGUCCGAGUUGUCUACGCGCACUGGCACCAAUGUGGACUGUAAGAAUUUGGAGCAUGAGCUCCAAAAGCUGUAUUUCACCGUUGUCGUGCAUACGAAUUGCAAAUAUAAGGAAAUUCUGGAAACUGUUCAAAAAGCGGCGUCCCAGGACCACACCAACAGUGAUUGCAUCCUGGUGGCCAUACUGUCACAUGGCAAAAUGGGCUUCAUUAAUGCCAAGGACAAGGAGUAUAAACUGGACUCUAUCUGGAGUUGCUUUACAGCCGACCGCUGUCCCACAUUAGCUGGGAAACCAAAGUUGUUCUUCAUUCAAGCCUGUCAGGGUAAAAGUUUCGAUGAUGGAACCAUGCUACGUACCGAUCACAUUGAAACCGAUGGUGAAUCAGCAACAAACUACAGAAUACCCAAUCAUGCAGACUUUCUUUUUGCUUACUCCACCAUCCCGGGCUUCUAUGCGUGGCGCAAUCAGUUACAAGGAAGCUGGUUCGUGCAGGCCCUGUGCGCCGAAUUGGCCACCAAUGGCAAACGGCUGGACAUCCUGACAUUGCUCACAUAUGUUUGCCAACGGGUGGCGAUCGACUUUGAAUCCUACAAUCCGAAGAUACCCGCAUAUAAUGAAAAGAAGCAGAUUCCUUGCAUUAUGACAAUGUUAACGCGUGUUUUACGUUUUAGCGAUAGGUAAAUGACACUAUCUGGACAUAUGUACAUAUUUGAUAUAAAUUGAUGGUGUGGUUAGAUGGGGGAGUAAGUGUGGAAAUUUUUUUCUUAUCUCUUGCAUUUAUUGCAAUUUUUAUUACUACCUUUGUAUCAACAUAUGUAUGUACAUAUGUAUAUGUACUAAUACAGGCCCAACAAUUUCCAAGAAUCCUGCUUAUCAAACAUCAUUAAAUCACUUCUGUGACUCCCAAACUUU
Messenger RNA from Drosophila willistoni, 1205 nucleotides. RefSeq names its product caspase. NCBI's taxonomy places the organism in Eukaryota, Metazoa, Arthropoda, Insecta, Diptera, Drosophilidae. Gene Ontology annotation, cellular component: cytoplasm. The transcript has a single exon. The record is from RefSeq and is a predicted model, not a curated record. Gene Ontology annotation, biological process: proteolysis; apoptotic process. The coding region runs from base 171 to 974 and encodes 267 amino acids.